CUGGUUUCCCUCAUUUUAGAUAAAGCUGUGUUGGACCAGAUCUGGCUUCCUGAUCUCUACUUUGCCAAUGCAAGAACUGCCUACUUCCAUGAAGUCACAGUGCACAAUUUCAAUAUGUUCAUAUCACCCAAUGGUACGAUAGCCUAUGGAACGAGGGUUACUCUCAAUUUGGCUUGUCACCUCAAUCUACAAGACUAUCCGCUAGAUCGACAAUCGUGCCUAAUCAAAAUUAUCAGCUGUGAGUUUCAAAAGAACUUUUGGAUCUACAUUUUUUCCCUUAUCUUGUCAAGGGGAUAAAA
Strongylus vulgaris is the source of this 299-nucleotide messenger RNA. NCBI's taxonomy places the organism in Eukaryota, Metazoa, Nematoda, Chromadorea, Rhabditida, Strongylidae. The record is from the annotation of a GenBank genome assembly.